GCGUCACGUGAUCACAACAGGCGGAAGUACCAUAUUGCGGUUGACUUUACAUGUUAUUAAAACAGAAAUGCCGCAGAAAGACCCUUGUCAAAAGCAAGCGUGCGCCAUCCAGAAGUGUCUACAAGCUAAUAAGUACCUGGAGAGUCUGUGCGAGGAUAUGAUCCGAGACAUGCGGAGGUGUUGUGAAGUUCAUGCUGGAAACUCGGUCUGCUGCUCCGGUUUUAAGCAGCCCAAACCGGCGGACAACAAGAGCGAAACAUGACUAUGAGCCAUUCUCCUUGAUGUGGAGUUAGAAACCUGCACUCCAUCAAUCUAUAGGUUCUUGUUUUCAAGAGGUCAGGAUCUCAAAACGAUAUUUGCCAUCCUUUGUCCAGCCUAACCCUGGUACUAUCACAGGGCAUUUAUAAUAUCCUUUAUCAUUAUUGUGAUACAUUUUUAAUUCUGAUAAAAUAAUUUAUUUUCUAUCAUUUUAAUUUAAAUGUUUAUUUUUCUGGUGGAGUGUUUUUUUUUUUUUUUCCUGUGCUAUUGCUGAUUAUUUUUCAAUGAUUGGUACAGUGUUAGUCUGGGUUAAUUUUUAAAGAGAUCCCUCUAGUAGGUGAUUUAAAUUAACACUGGCUCAAUCAGUUCAGUUUAUUUAUAUUGUGCCAUUUCCCAACACAUUUCAUCUCAAAGCACUUUACAGAGAAACCUCAACCAGACGAUACAGUCAGACUGAUUCAAAGUUUUCUAAGGAAAACCAGCUGAUUGCUUUGACUCAAACGUCAUCCCUCAUACCGUCAGCAUCAGAUGAUCUGACGACCAUGUUUUGCUUUUAGAGUUUCUCAAGUUAUUGGAAGUCAUAUUUGUACUUGUUUUAAAUAUCCAAGCCAAUCAUCUCCAACAUGCCACAUAAAUACUCCACAGCAGUUGUUUUUGAAAAAGAUCUAAGUGAACAUUGCAUAGUUGGUGCAAUUAGAGACAAUAAAAUCACUUGUUUAAACCCGUUGUUAUCUGAAAAAGAACGAUGAAGCACUCUAGUGAGCAGGCCGUCCAUGACUCAUUAAGGUAUAACUGAAUUCACAAAUUUCUGUUUGAUGACCUUAACCUUGCCUGGGUCACUCUUUUUCUUCUUUUUUUUCCUAAACAGUUAUGAUUUCAUUGACAAAUGUGCUUUAUUUUCUGUGAGCUGAGAGUGAAGGGUUGGUCCUUGGUUCAUAACUAAAUUGGGUUUUGCAAAGUGGGGAAUCAGCUUUGGGCAACUUCGAGGACAUCUGUUUUUGAAGCUGAUUGGCUGCAUUUCCAUCAGUUAUGAAAUAAAUUUACUGUCAUUAAAAAAGCAAACAGGAUUAUAAUUUGGCUCAAACUCCAAAAUGUUUAAAUAACCCAAGGACAUUUUGGCUAACUGUUACGACCCUCCCAGGCAACCAUCAUUAAUCUAAUUCUCCACAUCCAUUAGCUAUGGACUGCACUGAGGUAUCAGAUAAAUGUCUCUGGAGUCUUAUUUGAUGCCAUGUCUGAUAGUCAGCCUCUCACUUCUUCCACUAAUUCCCAGCUAAACAGAAAAACAUCUCGUUUUGAAUAUAUCUGGUCAGGGAGGUUUCAAAGGAAGUGGAGGUUUUCAAUCCUCAUAACCUAAGAAUGUGUUUUUAAAAUGGUAGUUUUUUUGUUUUUGAAAGUGAGAAAACCUGCUGUAAGCUUUAAUCGUAAAUAUAAAAAGGAAUAAUAACUAUGUAAAUUUAGAGUUCAUAAUUUUGAACCAAAAUCAGUUGAAUGUCUUAUGUUUUAAUGGCAUAAUUUAUGGACAUGUAUAUAAAAAAUGUAUAUAUGUAACAGGAAGAAUCACAGUGAAUGUAAAGAAAACAGUCUUUGAAAAAAGUCCUGUAUGCAAGUUUUGGUUUACUUUUGCAACAUGUAUCACAGCUUUAACAAAUAUCAGUUCAACUUACAUGAUCCUCAUCUCUUUUCAAUGGAAAUAAUCAUAUAGAAAAAGAUAUAAUCUGUCUAAUGAAAAUAAUUGUGUAUUUCUGUAAUAAUAAUCGUUCAAUCUACCUGUUUAGCUGCCAAAUGCAAUUUUUGAUGUCAUUGCAACUAAAGUUAUUUAUCUGUGAGUGUA
This is a messenger RNA of Cyprinodon tularosa, 2092 nucleotides long. RefSeq names its product C-x(9)-C motif containing 4 homolog (S. cerevisiae) (gene cmc4). The record is from RefSeq and is a predicted model, not a curated record. The coding region runs from base 68 to 262 and encodes 64 amino acids. Lineage: Eukaryota; Metazoa; Chordata; Actinopteri; Cyprinodontiformes; Cyprinodontidae. The transcript has 4 exons. Gene Ontology annotation, cellular component: mitochondrial intermembrane space.